Molecule: messenger RNA, 3020 nt
Organism: Apodemus sylvaticus (European woodmouse)
Lineage: Eukaryota; Metazoa; Chordata; Mammalia; Rodentia; Muridae
Gene: C5ar1
Product: complement C5a receptor 1
Exons: 2
Coding region: 78-1205 (375 amino acids)
Biological process (GO): chemotaxis; complement receptor mediated signaling pathway; inflammatory response
Cellular component (GO): plasma membrane
Molecular function (GO): G protein-coupled receptor activity; complement component C5a receptor activity
Source: RefSeq, a predicted model, not a curated record
ACCAAUGAGCACCUCUGAGAGACAAGACAGUCAUUUCCUCUCAGUUGCCUGCAUCUGUUCUUGAGGGUUUAAAAGGCAUGGCCUGGGUGACAGGGACCUUCAGGCGCCCGUCGCUGGUCACCACAGAGCCCAGGAGGAGCCAGGACAUGGACCUCAUAAUUAACAGCACUGAAAAAGACUAUGGGCACUACGAUGCAACCUUAGAUCCUGGGACGCGUGUGGAUGGCGGUGGUACCGGUCCGAAGAUACCAGCUGAGGAUAUAGCUGCCCUUAUCAUCUACUUGGCCGUGUUUCUGGUGGGAGUUCCCGGGAAUGCCCUAGUGGUGUGGGUGACAGCCUUCGAGGCCAGACGUACAGUCAACGCCAUCUGGUUUCUGAAUCUGGCGGUGGCCGACCUCCUCUCCUGCUUGGCACUGCCAAUCCUGUUCAUGUCCAUUAUAAAUUAUAACAACUGGCCCUUCGGUGCCACCGCCUGUGUCGUCCUGCCCUCUCUCAUCCUGCUCAACAUGUACGCCAGUAUUCUGCUGCUGGCCACCAUUAGUGCCGACCGUUUCCUGCUGGUGUUCAACCCCAUCUGGUGUCAGAAGGUCCGCGGGACUGGCCUGGCAUGGAUGGCCUGUGGAGUGGCCUGGGUCUUAGCACUGCUCCUCACCAUUCCGUCCUUCAUGUUCCGGCAGCUAUAUGAGGAGUCCUACUCGGAUCACACUCGGUGUGGUGUUAACUUUGGUAAGGGCGGGGUCCCCAAGGAGAAGGCUGUCGCCAUCCUGCGGCUGAUGGCAGGCUUCGUGUUACCGCUGCUCACCCUUAACAUCUGCUACACCUUCCUCCUGCUCCGGACCUGGAGUCGCAAGGCCACGCGCUCCACCAAGACGCUCAAAGUGGUGAUGGCUGUGGUCACCUGCUUCUUUGUCUUCUGGCUGCCCUAUCAGGUGACCGGGGUGAUGAUAGCUUGGCUGCCCCGGUCCUCGCCUACCUAUGAUGACGUGGAGAGGCUGAACUCCUUGUGCAUAUCCCUGGCCUACAUCAACUGCUGCGUUAACCCUAUCAUCUAUGUCAUGGCCGGCCAGGGCUUCCACGGACGGCUCCGAAGGUCCCUACCCAGCAUCAUACGAAAUGCUCUCUCCGAGGACUCCGUGGGCAGGGACAGCAAGACUUUCACUCGGUCCACGAUGGACACUUCAACCCAGAAGAGCCAGGCGGUGUAGAGGAGAGGCCGCCACUGGCCUGGCUGCUCCCUUUCCAGCCCUCCUCCUGCCCCUCCUCCCUUCUCUUUGCAUGUUUAAUUUUGUGCCAUCCCCCCACCUCUCUCUCUCUCUCUCUCUCUCUCUCUCUCUCUCUCUCUCUCUGGUUUUUCGAGACAGGGUUUCUCUGUAUAGCCCUGGCUGUCCUGGAACUCACUCUGUAGACCAGGCUGGCCUCGAACUCAGAAAUCUACCUGCCUCUGCCUCCCAGAGUGCUGGGAUUACAGGUGUGCGCCACCACCGCCCGGCUAAAUUCCGUCUUUUUAAGAAUGGUAGUUGACAGAACCCAGCACAUCCAAGCUUUGUAAAAACAACUAUGCAUGGCUUACUCGAUAAAUAUUUUUUUUUUUGUUUCAAAAAGGUACAUAAAUGUGUUUAAUUUUUUAAAAUCAUGUAUCUAUUUAUCUUGGGAUGGGGUGGCGCUGGGCGAAUGCUGUGGUAUAUGUGUGGAGGUCAGAGGACAACCUGCUGGAAUUGGGUCUCUCCUUGCAACCAUGAGGGUCCUUGGAAUCGAACCCAUGUCAUCAGGUUUGGAAGCAAGCACCUUUACCUGCUGAGUUAUGUCAUUGGCCAGAGAUAUACUGUCUUAUGAUGCAUUCUUUCAGCUUAGCGAGUCUGCAUGCACGAGUGGAUGUGUUGGCUAGAAAAUACGUACUGAUCAACACCAGAAGCACCAUGCAAGUGGGUGGAUAGUUUUGAAUUUUCUGGUCAGCACGUUAAAAAUGUGAAAAAAGAAAGACCUGGGUGUAGUGGUGCAAACCUGUAUCUCAGCACGCGGGGGAUCCAGAGGCCAGAGUCAAGCAUUAGAAGCCAGCCUGGCUUCCCCGGGGGACUGUGGUGAAGUCUAAACAAUAAAUAAGGUAAAAUACUGGAAUUAGGCUCUGCCAGGGCCUCUCAUCCUCUUCUUCCCCCUCUUCUUCUUCUGUUUUUUUUCGAGACAGGGUUUCUCUGUGUAGCCCUGGCUGUCCUGGAACUCACUCUGAAAUGUGACCACUGCCUGUCACAUUUCACAGACCCAACCUGCCUGUGUUCUGCUAUUGACACUUUCUAUAUGGUGACACUAACCUCACUGAAUUUGUACAGGGCCUAUGACCUGGCAUUUACUAUUUAUGUAUUUAUUUAUUUUGAGACAGGAUCUCUGUACAAAGCCCUAGCUGUCCUGGAACUAUGUGAACCAGGCUGGCCUGGAGCGCACAGACAUGGGCCCGGCUCUGGCACUACAGAUGUGAGCCACCACACCCAGCCUUGUUCUAUUUUUUGGAUGGCCUCUAUGAGUUGGAAACAAAUAAUUAAUUAGUUAGUAAAUUAACGUAUGAGAUGGGAUCUCAUGUAGCCCAGGCUAGCCUUAAACGGGUUUUACAGCUGAGUCAGGUCUUAAACUCCUAAUCCUUCUGCCUGUGCCUCCCACACGGUGGGAUUAUAGGUAGUCUCCGCUGACUCCCAGUUGUCUCCCUCUUGUGAUUUUUCUCAUUAUUGGUCACAUCUGUCACAGCUGAGCUCCUCACCUGCUCACCCAUGUCCCAGCUGUCCUAUGAAUCGCUUCCUUGACUUGUGUCUCCAUUCCAGGAAAAACCACACUGGCAACUUACCCAGCCAGGUCCUUUCCGCUCCCCCAUCGCAGACCCAGCCUCCCUUCCUACCACACACUGGCUGCUCUAGUCUCUCCCUCUCCCUCUCCCUCUUCUUCUCUCUCUCCCUCCUUCCCUCUUCCCUAUCUCCCUCCUUCUCCCUCCUUCCCUCUUUCUCCCCUCCCUUCCUCCUUUUCUCUCUCUCUCUCUC